Molecule: messenger RNA, 7417 nt
Organism: Temnothorax curvispinosus
Lineage: Eukaryota; Metazoa; Arthropoda; Insecta; Hymenoptera; Formicidae
Gene: dysc
Product: harmonin-like
Exons: 14
Coding region: 301-2808 (835 amino acids)
Cellular component (GO): stereocilium tip; plasma membrane; stereocilia ankle link complex
Molecular function (GO): protein binding
Source: RefSeq, a predicted model, not a curated record
CGAAGCAGCGGGCCAGUCGUGAGCUUCGUGCCGUGGUUGCUGGGGCGAUGCACCUGGCGCAUCGACCGACGUGUGCGACUGCAUCAGCAGCAGCAGCAGCAGCAGCAGCAGCAGCAGCAGCAACAGUAACAGCAUCAGCAACGAGUGGUGUAUUGCGUGUCGCACUAUCGUGCCCGUUAUCCGUCAUCAUCGUCGUUGGUGACAGACUCGCUGGAACGACGACGCUCGCACGUGAGCACGUCGCCGCGGCCGCGAGAUGAGAGACGUGUGACCAAGGAGGAGCUGAUUGCCAGCCGAGGCAUGGCCAGCAGCACGGAGGACUACGGUUCCGAGCUGCAGGAACUGCAGUGGGGCGGCGGUAGCAGCCGGACGCCCUUCCUGCGCGGUGCCGACGGUUUUCACCACGUGCGUAGCGGCACCGGCGGCUACUAUGAGGCCGAAGACCUCGAGCCCAUCACCACGAGUCGGCAUCAUGGCGGCCAGCACCGCGGCUACUACAGCCCGCCCGGCACCAGCUACACCAUCGUCGAGAGGCCGCCCAGCGCGCCCCAUCAUCACUCCUCGCACGCGACCCCCUACAGAUCGCACCGGGGUCGCGGAACCACCGGCGGUACCAGUGCCAUCUCCCCGGAACAAGUGCUUAGGCUGUUCGGCAACAGCGUCGCGGAACGACGUCAAGCCGAGCGUAGAUCGCCGGCAUCGAGCCCGGCGAGCGUGACGGCGGCACGCGGCACGCCGACCACGUCCGGUGGCUCGCAGCAGCAACAGCAGCAGCAGCAACAACAACAGCAACAGCAGCAGUCGUCGCAGCAGUCGCAGCAGCAGCAACAGCAACAGCAGGCCGGGAACGCCGGGAAUCCGCCCACGUCGCCGAUUUCGCAGCCGCUCAGUCUUCAGGAGCUCACCGUAAGGACAAUCACCAUGACGAGAGAUCCGCCGGACUCUCACCAUGGCUUUGGCAUCUGCGUGAAGGGUGGCAAGGACGCAGAAGCGCAGUCAGGGGUGGGCGUCUACAUCUCGAGGGUGGAGGAGGGUUCGGUGGCCGAACGGGCUGGACUCAGGCCAGGAGACACCAUCCUGGAGGUGAACGGCACACCCUUUCGCGCGGUAACCCACGAGGAGGCCCUCAAAAUGUUGAAGUCCUGCAGGACCCUGAGCAUGACGGUGCGAGGACCCGCCUUGGACCCCCGCUGCCGGGGCGGUCAUCCCGUAUGGUCGUCGUCGGGUCGUCCGCAGUCCUGCAGCUGGAUGGACCGCCAAGGUCGUCCGGCGUCCCCGCCGCCCCCUCAUCCGCCCCGUGAUUCCCGCUACGGACCGAGGACGCGGAAGGUCGAGCUGUGCAUCGAACCCGGCCAAUCUCUAGGCUUGAUGAUCCGUGGCGGCCUCGAAUACGGCCUCGGAAUCUACGUAACGGGCGUCGACAAAGACAGCGUUGCCGAUCGCGCCGGGCUUCUUGUGGGCGAUCAAAUCAUCGAAGUGAAUGGGCAGAGCUUCGAAGAGGCGACGCACGAUGAGGCUGUUCAGAUAUUGAAGACCAACAAGAGGAUGAGCCUGCUGAUACGCGAUGUCGGCAAAGUACCCCAUUCGUGUACCACUAGCCAGCCUAUAGUGGUCCCGACCACCCGAUAUCCCGAACACGAUACCCUACUUCUGGAAAGCCCCGGGAAUCAUCGUCCACCCAGUCCCGUGACAUUUGAUUUCUCGCAGAGGGGUGCGCCCGGUGGUUGUUGCCGUCCGGGACGACUGGUGGACGUCGAGGGAGACCCUCUGGGAGUGACGGGCCCUCUUCUACCGCGGGAUAGCCAGGAGUAUAGAUCGCCGAGCGAGGACAGCGGUCUCGGGGCCGACAUGCCCAGGACCAGAGUGGGCUGCAGGAGGGCGCAGCAGCACCAAGUGACGACCUCCGACCUCGCCCUCUCCAAUGAUGACGAGUGCGACAAUCAGGAUUACGAUGACGAGAUUGAAAACGGACGGGGUCGCAGACACAGUUCGCCAGGCGGCUCACGAGGUAACCCCAGGGAUUACGGCCAUCAUCUGCACCCAGACAAUUUGGAGAGCGAUGGGGGUUGCGAGGGUAGCGACGCCGAGAUGAUCGGUAACGGGAGACGGGGCGCCGGCGAGAGGAAUCGCGAUUUGGAGGAGGAUGACGAGCUCGAGAGCAAGGAGGAGAGGGGCUCGGAGAGUGGAGGAGGUGGUGGAGGUUUCGGUGGUUGGAGGUCCCACCUGCUCGGUGGACUAACGCAACGCGUCAAAUCCUGGUACUGGGGCGCCAGGCCCCUCGAGCUCGCGCACAAGCUUUCGCGGAGCUUCGACAUGCAGGAAGCGCAGCUGCUGGAAGAGGGUGGUUCCAGCAGCGGAUCCGCCGUGGGUGGGCCCGCGGGGGGUCCGCCGCGAAGGCAUCACAGCGUGCAGCGGCUGACCCGCAGCGAGAUGUCGGAGCGACGGGAGGAGGACGGCGCCUUGGUGGUGCCCGAUCAUCAGGGUAAUCUGCGAAUCACCGUGAAAAAGACCAAGUCGAUUCUGGGCAUCGCCAUCGAGGGCGGCGCCAACACCAAGCAUCCACUGCCCCGGAUCAUCAACAUACACGACAACGGAGCAGCUUACGAAGCUGGCGGCCUCGAAGUCGGACAGCUCAUCCUCGAGGUCGAUGGUCAAAAAGUUGAAGGACUUCAUCAUCAAGAGGUCGCGCGACUGAUCGCGGAGUCAUUCGCGCGCCGCGACCGAAACGAGAUCGAGUUCCUGGUAGUGGAAGCGAAGAAGAGCAACUUGGAGCCGAAGCCGACGGCGCUCAUUUUCCUGGAGGCGUAGCAGGAAUCUCCCACCUCCGAGCCGGAACCACCAUAGCCCAACCUGACCAAAGCUCGGUCAACGGCAAUCCAACUCGAACGUCCCCGCCGUUGAAUCCGAUCGAGAUUAAGCUGCAAACGGAUCGUCAAAAUUUCCCGAAGAUCCAGCUUUAGAAGUAGCCUCGAAGGGAUCUAACGAUCUCCUUCGAGUUCUCGAUUCGGACGGCCGAGCUGUCGGUCAGCUGCUAAUUGAUUAACCUGGCCCUGGUGGUGGGAUCUUCACUUCAACCGCUGAUGAAACAACACCUCGAAGAUUACACUCUUCAAAUGGAGAAGAAGCGAGGACGCCGAAGAGAUUCCGGACCGGCGUUGCCAGACCCAGAUUUAGGCCCCUCGGAAGGCCACGUUACCAUGGGACUAGGAAUCCUUGAAAGUUCCUGGACUCUCGUGCUGAAGUAUAGCUGGAGUCGCAAAUCCGCUCGAAACUUUCCUCCCCUCGCGCGCGAAAUCCGCGAAAUCGGCACGAGACUUGCCGUAAAGAAGUUACCUUACUGUAUAUAUUACAUACCGCUGUACAUACUCUUGUAACAGAUCGCAGUUCGAUAGGAAGCAAAUAGCCGAUAUUUCGAGAGCACCGGGACAGUACAUUCGGAUGAUGGCUUCUGGCAACGCCGCGUCCAAUCUCGAAACGCAGAACUGUUUACCAAUUAAUUGCGCGAUUGUCGUAACCAAGUUGAGCUCGAUAACAAGAUGCGAGAGCUAUCAUCCCUCGGAGGACCCCGAAGAUAAAGCGCAAAGAGAAAGAGAGAGAAUCGUAUAUUUUAUUUUUUAACAUCGGUGGUUACUUCAAGGUUGUUUGAGAGAAAACGGACGGCAGAAUCGCGCAAUGUGCCAAACUAACUAACGCAAGCCGUUUACGUAUACUUAAUAAAGCUACUAAUCGAUAAGGGAUCGAUAUUCGGGACAGGGGGAGGGCAUAAAUUCGGCGGAAUGCGCGAGGCAGUGCAACGAGGGGAGGGCGAACUUAACAUGCUCACACGGUGUAGUUGCGUGAACGAUUACCUCACAGACAUUACACCCACGCGUUCGACACAGAUAUUAUAUUCGCGCGAAAUCUGUAUCUCGACGGUGUAAAGUCGCGUCGGCUCGAGUCCGAGAUUAAUCGCGCCGUUGAUUAAUUAUGAGAGUUAUGAUAUUUGUAUCCGAAAGGUAGAAGGACGCGAGUUCGAAAGCUCAUUAUUUUCAGGCGAAGCUUGGCGAGCUUCUGAAAAUUGUAAACGCGCAACUUUUAGUGAAAAAUAAAUUAAAUAAUACGGGGAGGUAUGCAGAACAAAUUAAAUUAAAUAAUGUAAAUUAAAUAAAUAUAAAAUUCGCAUAUAAAAUAAAGUAGAUGUGAAAUUUGUGUUAUAAAAGAAUUGUUUUUCUAGAAAAAAAAACGUAUUCAAAUAUUCUAGAAUUUUUUAACGCAGUCCUGAUUUUUUCGUUAUUAUACUUAUUUAAUUUGAGAAUUUUUAUGAAUAACUAAUAUAAUUAAUUCUAGACAACUUCCUUCUACUUUUCGAGUACAGUUCUGUUGAUCAAGAUUCUCGUUAAUUCGAGUGAUUAGGUGUCGUUCGGCUGGUCCUCGAAAUCGCGCCUAAUACCGCUUAAUAGUCUGUUAAAUGUUAUACUGUAUAGAUUAACGUUGACGUAGUUGAUAGCCGUUGAUUAGAACGUCGCUAGGACGUUACGCGUUGUUCGUUUAUUGCGUUGUCAGUUGUGUGUUAGAAGAUUUUGACCCCUCGGGCGCGCGAUAUACUCAUAAAACAAACACUUGCAUGUAACUUUUCCAAUUUAAUCCAAUUAACUUUAACGUAACUACAUUUCACGCUGAAAUUUAAAAUCAAGUAAAAAAUAACAUUUCGUUGUCUCUCUACAGAGAUACCAAUCUGCCAAGAGUGAAUCGAUUUUCGCACUAAUAUAAUCUAGAAAUUGUCAGUAUUUUUCUUGAUUUAUUCUCUAUAACGUCUGUGAUAAAAAUUAAGUUAAGACCUAGAAUACAUAGAAAUCGAAUUGAUAUUUAAUAAAUAUCAAACAGAAAAAGAUAUAAUUUUUGAGAAAUCCCUCAUGCGCGUAACAAAAGUAUCGUGACCCGAGGUAGGAUUAAUGAUAAUAUUUUUUUGACUGUCGAAUAUGGCCGAAGUGCGUCGAUGAGAUCGUCAUCGAGGCAGAAUUAACGACGAUCUUGACCGAGAUCGGGACGAUGGGGACGUGUUACGUUGCAAACCGUUGUUGAGGCUUAAAGAAGUAUAUUACUCACGUACACACUAUGGUACACAUAUUUAUACAUGUACAUAUAAGUAUUAUGGUAUGAAAAAUUACCGUAGUGGAAUUGCAAAUUGUACCUAACUAACUGGGCGUCAAGCGCCUCGCCGAAAGGGGAAUAAUUUAAAGAUAAAAAGAAGGAAAUAUAUAUAAAAUAAAAGAAUAAUAAGAGGGCGGUAUUUUCGAAGAGAAAUUGUAAGCUUAGAGAGUGCGUACGCAUAGUAAGGGCCUGAGUCGAGUUUGUGUUCGAGCAACGGAAAAAAUCGCGGAGGAUCCUGCGUAAACGGGAGGAUCUCGGGAAGAUCCUUCGACAAAAUCUCUGACUCUAGGAAAAAGGCGGCCUUGUUGAUUAAAUAAAUUUUUACAUUUUCUCUUUCUUAUUCGAAUUAUCGUGCUUUAUCUCGAUACGUACCUUCCACAUUUUCACACAGAUUUUUACACAAAUUUAAUUUAACUGUACCUGUAAAGUCGAAGAAAAUUAGCUGCUACGAAGGCUGAUUUUCGUUUGCAACAUUGCAAACUAUUUUUAAUUAUAAUACGAAGAAAACCGUGAUAUGUUUUUUUCCUCGAGUCGGGAAAGUUUACUGGAAAUUCAUUCUGCGAAUAAUAUAAGACUCCAGAUUAGUCGCAUUCCAUUCUUGCGUAUAUGCAUGAUUCCGACAAAUAGAUGCGAAUAAAUGAAGAUAUAGAAAUUAUUAAAUAUUAUCUUCAUAUAGCAAGCGAUAAAUAGAGCAGGAAUCGAGUAGUGCGUAAUGACAAGCAUACCGCGAGUAUUUUAAUACGCUAAUCACGCAUCUGCCGAGAGAGGAGAAACGACUCGAUCGUCCGCGAUUUUGCCGACUAAAACAAAAAAGAAAAACUGUUAAAACUAUAGAUAGAGAGAAUAUACGCGUGCGAGCAAUUUUUGUAUGAAUGCCAAAUCGAGCCACAAGCGAGCGAAGAAAGACACUUAAUCACAUUAUCCAAGCGAUUAAUCCCACGCCGAUAUGAUACAUGAAUGUUGUUUAUAAAUGUAUAAAAUAUUCUAUUUUUAUCUCGUCAAAUGUUAACACGACCGACAUUUUAACAUUUUUGAAUUGUUGCUUCGAUAGAUUGGCGUUCUAAACAAAUCGUUUCAACUAUUUAAUAUUCCGCAUCUCAUGAAAUAAUUCUAAUAAUAAAGCUUAAAAUAAAAUUUAAGUUUAAAUUAAGUUAAUCGCUUGACAUUAUUUUGAAAAUAAAAGUUUUUUAAUCUUGCUACCGAAAAGUACAACAAACUUUUUCUUGUAGAUAUCGUUAAGGAGAAGUCUAUUUAAACGACUAUCGUAUCGCGAGGGUUUAAUUGCCUGAGAUUUCAGCAAAUGUGCCAAAAAGUUUGCGCUUAAUCAUAUCCAUCAACGACAACGGCGGCUUCAAUCGACAUCGUCAUGUCGGAGAAGAGGGACAAGAAGGAGGGAGACAACAACAAACUGUGAAAGAUUUCCCGGAGCACAUUUGAAUCUUUUCUUCGCUAUUCUUUUGUAGCAUGCACGGGAGCAUGGCAACUCGCUUUAGUCACUAUGUCGCGGUGAGAGAAAGAUCGGAAUAGUAUUAAGAAAGGGACUAAGAGCGAGAUGAGCUGACGGGACAAACGAGGAAGGCGAGUUUGCGCUUCUCGUUUCCUCUCGAACGGGAGGAAAUGAGAAAAUUCGUCGCGUCGGAUUCGACGAAGGAUCGUCAGACUCGAAAGACGAGAAAGGACGAAGGGGUAGCUCGAAGGAUUUCGAAAAGCGACGGGGGAAAAUAUUACAAGGGAACUUGAACAGAUAAAAAUAAGAUGAGAUAUUUUUGUAAAGCUUUCGAUGUUUACCGCAAUCCCAGAAACGUUUCGAAGAUCUCAGCUGACAUAUCCAACAAUGCCUUAUCGCUUUUAAAAAAAAUCGAAAACUAUCGGGGAAACGUUAUGCGAGAAGGACGAAGAACCGGAAGCGUGAGACACCUGACACACAACCCCAAUCCAUUUCCCGCCUUCCGAGAGAAACAAAUCGCGAGACACUCGGUAGCGCUUAAAAAGAAUCGUAAUAGCGCAGUCUUAAUAAUCAUACAGAUCUAUUCUACUUUUAUUUUAUUCGAAAACGCGAAAGAAUAAAGUUAAUAGAAGAUUUUUUAAGAUAUGUCGACGGAUAAUUAAAGCAGCGUGACGUAGAAGGAAAAGAUCGAAAAGACAUUAGCAUUGAAUUGAAUAUUGAUUAAUUAAUGAGCGCCAUAAUUCUUUACUUCACUAGUCAUUUAUUUUCACACGCACGAUAUUUUCAACGCCCGCGAAAAUGUAUGAUUUCGAUCGCGCACUGAUUAAGCUGCGUUCCAAA